CAGAAACUACUAUAAUACUUUAAUAGGCUAUUAAUAAUUGUAAUUAAAAUAGUUAUAUUAUAAUAAGUCAUUAUAAUCGAGUCAAUUAUGACAUUUCUGUUGUGGUCAGUGUUGGCGCCGAUAUCCCUGGUAUAUGAGUGGUGUCUCAUUGGACUCAUUGUGGCAGUACUCGCCUAUUAUCACUUUUCGUGGAAAAAUGCCUUAAGUUAUUGGAAGGACCGACAGAUUUCUGGUCCAAAACCCAUACCUAUAUUCGGAAAUGUUUUGAGUCCUGUCCUAAAGGCGCGACCAUUUGUAGAGAUGGAGUGGUAUAACACAUACGGCAAACUGUUUGGUGUGUUCAAUAUGGAUAAGCCUUCCCUAACAGUGGCCGACCCGGAGCUCGUCAAACAAAUUCUGGUCAAAGAUUUCCAUUCAUUUCGUAACCGACGGACAGGUGGGGGUAAUCAUAAAAUCUUCUCAAAAAUCAUGUUCAGAGCCAGAGAUGACGACUGGAAGCGGGUCCGGGCGAUAGCCAGCCCUACAUUCACGUCCGGAAAGAUGAAGAAAAUGUAUGCUCUGAUCAAUCAUUGCUGCAAAGAUUUCCUCAAUAACUUGGAUAAGGAUGUGACGAAUGGUGUGAAUGAAGUCGAGUUGAAGCAACUGAUGGGCGCCUACACUAUGGAUGUAAUCGCCAGCUGUGCCUUCGCUACCAAAACUAAUACAUACGCCGAUCCUAACAACCCGUUCACCACCCAAGCGGCCCACCUUUUCAAUGUUCCCAUUUGGAAAGGGUUGUUGCAAAUGACCCUGCCCACUUUUAUUGUAACCAGUAAUAUAUACCGUAAGCUUGUAGGCGGCGGUAGCUCUACUGCUGACUUUUUUGUCGAUUUCACGCGAAGUAUAAUAAAGAAAAGGAGAGAUAAUAAGGAAAAACACAACGAUUUUCUGCAGUUAUUAAUAGAUGUCGAGAGACCUGAAGGAGAUAUCCGAGAGGCCAGUGAUGCCAAUGAAGCACAUCAUGUGAAUGAGGGUAAGGAUGAGAUCACAGCCGAUGCCGAGGCCUUCAGUAAU
This is a messenger RNA of Oppiella nova, 1053 nucleotides long. Lineage: Eukaryota; Metazoa; Arthropoda; Arachnida; Sarcoptiformes; Oppiidae. The record is from the annotation of a GenBank genome assembly.